Molecule: messenger RNA, 2556 nt
Organism: Phycodurus eques (leafy seadragon)
Lineage: Eukaryota; Metazoa; Chordata; Actinopteri; Syngnathiformes; Syngnathidae
Product: immunoglobulin superfamily member 6
Exons: 6
Coding region: 440-1135 (231 amino acids)
Source: RefSeq, a predicted model, not a curated record
CGAAGCCGAAAGCUGUGAUUGAAUUUGUUGCCGCGGGUAGGGGAAAAGCCACAAAAGAUUUUCAAGUUGCAAAAUGUGUAUGGGGAAGCUGCAAUAGGCCGCCGCACGCUCAAAACGUGGCUGUCCAGGAUCAGCCUCAAACUAUUCCCAGGAUUUGCUUGUCACGGCGGUCGCUCAAAGCAGCCUCGCCUUGUAUAAUAUAUACAGUACUUGAUACUUUAUACAUAUAUUACUACUAUUUAUUUAUUUGGACUGUUUUAAUUGGAAAAACGCUGCCUUCAGUCUUCGUAGAGCAGAGUUCCAAUGUCAGGUCAGUUUUAUUGCAAAGACACUUGGGAUGAAAGAGGAAGGAACUCGCUGUUGAGUAAGCGGAAUUUACCCAUUCCGCUUACGCCUCGUGCCAAACCGUCAUCAGAUCAUUCACUGUUCGUCCGCAGACAUGGUGCCAUUGUUUUGGCUUUCUCUCGUUUCUCUCACCUGCCUGCCGCCAAAAGGUGCGGCGGAACCUCAGAGGUGCCUGUCGCAACCCAACCGCGUCAUCUGGCGCGAACCGGGACAAGACGCCGUGAUCCGGUGCAGCGUGCAUCCCGACUGCUCGGCGCGAGGCCUCCGCUACGAGUGGUUCGCUUUCGAGCGCAAAUCCCACGGCCGUCUCGACCUGGCCCACAGGCGCCACAAGUACAGCCUGCAAGAGGCCACUUUACAAGUGAUGUCCCUGACCGCCAACGACAGCGGGGUUUACUACUGCGCCGCCACUGCGCGGGGAGAACCGGCACCGGGGGCGCAGUACGUCGGCCUGGGAACGACUCUUGUUGUGAAGGAAAAGACGAAGCUCAUGGUGGGUCACGUUCUGUUGUGGCUAACGUUCGUCGUCCUGGCCGUCUACAGCUCGGCAACACUGACGCUCAUCAUUCAAAAGAAGUACGGCCUCAAUAUAUGCAACUGCAGGCGAAUACACAAAGGCCACAAGAAAAGCACAAGGAAAACAAGAAUAUUCCACGAUGUGCUGCAAGAGAUGCACCACAGACGCGAGGUGAAGAGGAGCAAACAGACGGCGAGGAGAAGCCCUGCGCCGGUUGAGGUGCCUGCCGCAGACUUAAAUAUCACGCCUGAUGACAUCUAUCAAAAUGUGUAAGACGUGCAUUACAAGUGGAAACAAAAAAGAACAUUGAACGAACGUUGAAUCUUUAUGGGACUGGGAGACGUCACACCAAUUUGCGAAUGUGGCUCGUCGGAAGGCGCACGCGCUUUUUACGGUUUUGCCAUCGUACGCUCACAUACAGGGACUCUUAACGCAAUCUUCUUCAGCGGGCAAUUGUGCACGAUGCGGCCGUACACGGCGGCGGCCCAUGAGCGCAUUUGAUCCCGUCUGCCGUGCAAUUCGAAAAACAAACCUCAUCGGAAUUGUCCUGCAUUGAUUUAACCCAAUAAUGCUCAAUAUGUACAAGGAAACAUUUGUACGUUCAUUCGUGGCAUAUUCUUUCAUUCAUUUAGUAGGGCCCUACCAUUUAAAAAAAAAAAAAAAAAAAACACUGAUUUCUACUUUUCCCCAGAUAACUGCUGAAAAUGGUCAAAAAUGCCAUAAUGGUAAAUCGUCAUAUUUUUUUGUGAACAUUAAAGCUGAAACCCAAUGCUUUUACCUCAUUUUGAUUGUUAAUUUGAAAUGCAGUGUGUUGGUGCUCAAAGGCAAAAUCCUAAAAACAACGUAAACUUCUCGGCCUCCUCGUACUUACUGUAUGCGAGUGUGAAUCGUGUCUGUGCAGGCAGCGCUAGAAGCAAAGACGGGAAGAGUAACCUAUUUUUCGAUAAAAGACUAAAGCCAACUUGUGCUUGUCAUUUGGUCAAGACAGUCGAUCAUUCUACACGUCAAACAAGGCACAUUUGAUCCCAUGACACUCAACUGAGGUGAACAGUUCCAGACACUGGAUAAAAGGUGCAGACACAGGAAUUGAUUUUCCCCAUUUAAUUAAUGCGAAUGGUACAGUCCGUCUGUCCGACGUCAGCAGGAAGCCAAAUAGGCAGAAACACAAACUAGUUGCCCUUUUUUUUUUUUUUUUUUUGCCCCCACUCCGGUUUAGAGCGUUGCCUUGUGGGAGCUAAUGCUGAUAGUGAAUGGCGCUGUAGUUCUGAUGUGUGCUCAUUACAGUGUUGCUGAAAUCAACAAAAAAAAGGCGAACGGAGGCCUUACUUAACCUUUCGCACAGUCCUGCCUGACAUUGGCAUUUUGUUCCUCUUCUUAACGACAACACACGAUAAACUGCGAAAUGGCUGCGUACAAGCAGAUAUAAAGUUGUAAGCAGAUGUAACGUUGUAAUGUGAUCUCCAAAUGGCGCGUGCAACAUCUUGGAAUUCCUCCUGCACGCACGCCAACAAGCACCUGGGAGAACCUGUUGACUUACACAAUUUGGCAAAUGGAAACUUAGCUCCACUUGGCUGAAGUGCACUCCAUUUACCGUUUCGACAUCAAGCUGAGGCAAAUUGGAAAUUGCUCCCAUUUUUAAUGACUUGAGAGAAUAGCAUUUUGACUAGGGGAAAAAAAAAAAAAAAAAAAAACAA